AUGCCUCUAAGGCAUGGCACUUCCACCACCUGCAUGGUGCCUGAUGAGAUGCAAGCAGCACGGAGCUCAGCCCUAGGUUUCCUGUACCACGUCUUCCUCCAGAUCCAGGCUACUUGUUCCUUGAUCAGCCAAAGCAAAGCUGUGUGGGGAAAGGUGCUGGGGGAGGUGGGGGCAUGUAAGGAGCAGCAGGCGUGGGUGUCAGGAGGCCCAGGGGAGGCAGGGAACUUGGAUGGACACCCCAGCACUGAGCCAGCAGCAGAUUUGCAGGCAGAUGUGCCGGGAGGACCAGGCAAGCGCCAGGGCCCCCAUCGGUUCCUGGGUGCCCAGACCCUUGGAAGGCCUCCCGGCCCCCUGGCCCGCUACAUCCGUGUAAACAGUGUUCUCCCUUCGGAGGCCCCACCCUAUUCUGACCAUCGAAGAGCUACCACUACCACCUCCACCAUCACCAGUAUCACCACUACCACUGUCACCUCCGCCAUCACCACCUCCAUCACAGCCAUCACAGCUACCUCCACCAUCACCAUCACCUCUACCUCCACCUCCACCGUCGCCACUGUCACUCAGACACACAGCUCUGAGACUGAAGCCAUGGUGCAGAGAGGAAAGAGAGAGUGGAACCGGAGUAAUGCUGGGCUUUUCGCCUUUGGAUUGAUGGAGAAGAUCAAGUGUGAUCACAUAGACGGCCACUAUGAGAUGCUGGGCACCUGCCGCAUGGUGGGCGACCCCUACCCCGCGCGGGGCCCCGGCGCCGGCGCGCGGCCCGACGGCGGCGACGCCCUGAGUGAGCAGAGCGGCGCGCCUCCGCCCUCCACGCUGGUGCAGGGCCCCCAGGGGAAACCGGGCCGCACCGGCAAGCCUGGACCCCCGGGUCCUCCCGGAGACCCGGGUCCUCCGGGCCCCGUGGGGCCGCCGGGGGAGAAAGGAGAGCCAGGCAAGCCGGGCCCUCCCGGGCUGCCAGGCGCGGGUGGCAGCGGCGCCAUCAGCACGGCCACCUACACCACAGUGCCGCGCGUGGCCUUCUACGCUGGCCUCAAGAACCCUCACGAGGGUUACGAAGUGCUCAAGUUUGACGACGUGGUCACCAACCUGGGCAACAAUUACGACGCGGCCAGCGGCAAGUUUACGUGCAACAUUCCCGGCACCUACUUUUUCACCUACCAUGUCCUCAUGCGCGGCGGCGACGGCACCAGUAUGUGGGCGGACCUCUGCAAGAAUGGACAGGUACGGGCCAGCGCGAUUGCCCAGGACGCAGACCAGAACUACGAUUACGCCAGCAACAGCGUGAUCCUUCACCUGGACGCAGGAGAUGAAGUCUUCAUCAAGCUCGACGGAGGCAAAGCCCACGGCGGCAACAGCAACAAAUACAGCACCUUCUCUGGCUUCAUCAUCUACUCCGAUUGAGCUCCCCACCUCCCCCCCAUCUCUUGUCCCCCACUCCCAGGGCUCCCCUCUGGCGAGUGAACACCCAUGCCCACCCUCUACGCGGCCUCACAGCCUUGGCUGCUGGCCCUCCCCAGCUAUGACACCCCUGGCCUGGCCUCACCACAGCCUGGACCGCAGCUAGGCCCGCCCGCUUGCCCUGCCACAGAGCCAGGCCCAGCACAUGGGGUUGACCGCCUGGCCUGGUCCAGCCCGCACUGUACAUUUGUACAAUAGGACAGUUUACUGCCCAGCCACACCUGCCAGCCCAACCCAGGUCAGGAGAGGGCGUGGUGGGGUUGCUUCCUGUGCUCGCUCAGAUGAGCUGCCCUCGGUUCCAGCCCUGGGGUGGUGCUGCCUAGGGGACGGCUGGGUUGGGAGCUGGAUAGCCUCCCAGCACCCCCAAAAUCCUAGCCCGGCCCUGCUGCACCCCAUCUGACCAAAGCUAUAAUAAAAAAACAUUUCCGCCCAGUGGGGUUUCGGUCUUUGCCCUGGAGAGGAGGGGAGGAGGAGAACUAAACUCUGCCCUCUUCUAGACUGGGAAGGAGUCUGGGGGAAGCUUCUGGAAGGAUCCAGACACCAGAGUCAGAUCUCCUCUAGGAAGAGAUGGGCAAAGGGGCCCAAGAACCACCACAGCCCAAGUGGACUUGGGCAGCUGGCAUGGGAAGCAGUCCUGUUGCAUUACAAUCUUUCAUGCUGGAAAAGCUCCAUUUUUGCAUCUCUGAAAGUGGCAUCAGCCUUGCAGAGGCACAGACUGGGAGACCUGGUUCUCAUCCGUGUGCCACUGUGUGUGAUCCUGGGCUAGUCACUCUUCUUGGACUCAGUUCUGUCAGUGACAGUUGUAGAAAGGGACAAGCUUUGCUCUAAAAGCUGAUUGACCUUGGUCCAAGUACUUUGUAUCUGGGCCUCAUCAAUAAAAUGUUUUCUCACCAAUAAAAUGUAGGUAAGAUGACCUACCUCGUACCUGAGGAUUAUAGAGGUAUGAAUGUGCUCAAUAAACAUAGGUUUUAUUAUUUAUAGAUUUUUUUUUUUUUUUUUUUGCCAAGAG
Tupaia belangeri chinensis (Chinese tree shrew) is the source of this 2467-nucleotide messenger RNA. It is a transcript of the gene C1QL1, whose product is annotated as complement C1q like 1. NCBI's taxonomy places the organism in Eukaryota, Metazoa, Chordata, Mammalia, Scandentia, Tupaiidae. Gene Ontology annotation, molecular function: protein binding. Bases 1 to 1401 code for a protein of 466 amino acids. The transcript is spliced from 7 exons. The record is from RefSeq and is a predicted model, not a curated record.